Messenger RNA from Aedes albopictus (Asian tiger mosquito), 1025 nucleotides. RefSeq names its product zinc finger protein 717. Lineage: Eukaryota; Metazoa; Arthropoda; Insecta; Diptera; Culicidae. Gene Ontology annotation, biological process: regulation of transcription by RNA polymerase II. The record is from RefSeq and is a predicted model, not a curated record. The transcript has 4 exons. Gene Ontology annotation, molecular function: zinc ion binding. The coding region runs from base 163 to 999 and encodes 278 amino acids. Gene Ontology annotation, cellular component: nucleus.
AUUUGUCUGCCUAGAUGAACAAAAACAAAUCUUGUUUCAGUUUACUGAACGCAUCCACUGGUUCCAAACCCGUUUAAAAUUUUGAUUGAAAUUAUUUAUCUACAUUAAAUAGUAAGAAUUUUACGAUUCAGUAAACCCGAGUGAGUAAAAAGCAGCAUCGAAAUGUAUGAAGAACCGAACUCUCUUUGUCGACUAUGUAUGAGCGAAGAAACUCACGAUGGUAUGCCGAGGGAAGAAAACUGCUAUCAAUGGAUAUCGGAUUACCUCUCGAUACAGAUUAAUCCCAACGAUCAAAUAAGUCAAGUGAUAUGUGCCAUCUGCCAUCUAAAAUUGGCAGAGUUCCAUGAGUUCCGAAUCCGUUGUCUGGAAGUGCAGGAAGUGCUUCAAGCUUUAUCUGAACAGUCUGCCAACCAAUCGACAAUAGAAGACGUGCAAGAACCAAUUGAAAAGCCAAGCAAUCAAUCUUUAAUAGAAGAAGUGCAAGACGUAUUAAAAACUAAGUCUGAAAAACCAUGGAACCAAUCGCCUAUGGAAGAAGUACAAGAAGUACACAAAGCUAAGUAUGAAAUGCCUGAAACCCCAAGUAACCAAUCUACUCGAGCACAAGUGCAAAAAGUACUCCAAGCUAAGUCUGAAAAGCAUGCCAACCAACGGUCAAAAGUAUCACAACCAGCCGUAACCUUAGAGUGUGAUAAAUGUUCCAAGGUGUUCAAAACAAAGAAACGACUCUGGAGCCACAUGAAGUUCCAUAAAGAGCAGCUCUGCGCUGAUCAGUUUCAGUGUGAAAUAUGCCAUAAGACGUUUGGAACAAGGACUAAGUUUAAGGAUCACGGGAGGUAUCACAGAUCGUUGGAGAAACAUAUGUGCACACAAUGCGGAAAACCUUUUGACAGAAUAGGACGUUUGCGGAGACAUAUGAACAUCUGUACCCACCGGACGGAGAAUCAACUGGCAUUACUCGAAGCAGAGUACACAUGGGAACUUUCUAAAGGAUUUUAAAGAGCAAUAAAUGGUAGUAACUCGGA